Messenger RNA from Lepisosteus oculatus (spotted gar), 1410 nucleotides. It is a transcript of the gene selenol, whose product is annotated as selenoprotein L. NCBI's taxonomy places the organism in Eukaryota, Metazoa, Chordata, Actinopteri, Semionotiformes, Lepisosteidae. The record is from RefSeq and is a predicted model, not a curated record.
UUUGUAUAGCAGCUGUGGAAAUGGCCGCUGAAGUGAAUUUAUUGCAAGACGCGAUUCUUGUUAAGGCGUUGGAGGAUUUUGUUAUAGCUGGAAGAGAGCUAUUAAUAAAGGCCGUUAAAGAAAGACAGGAGGGCUCUAUUCAGGAAUUCAUCUCGAAGAAAAUUGGCUCUUUGCUUGGAUUUACUGUUGCAGCUGCCGACUUUCUGAACAGAUUGUCAGUCAAGAAAAGGAAAGACGCUGAAGAAGUGUGGAAGAAGUUCUAUCACUGCUCAGAUGUGCGGGAUCAUGUUGAAGAUUUUCUCCAACUGGAACCAAUGCAAAUGACAAAGCACUUUCCGCAAGAGAUUCAACAAAAUGAGAUUCAUGCAACUACAAAGGUAGACUGGGAUGAGUUUUUAAAAGGCCUGGACAAGGAGCUGAAUCUAUGUGAGAGAUUCCCUUGCCAGGUUCCUCUGGGUGGAUAUUUGUCAGGAGAGGUGACACUGACAGAUGCGAAAAGUGGCCAGUCUGUCUCCCUGGGCAGUUACUUUGGCAAAGAUAAAAGCCUCCUCCUGGUUCUUCUGAGGCACUUUGCCUGACUCCCCUGACGAGAUCACAUGGCAGAGUUGGAGUCCAAUCAGGGUCUCUUGGACGCUCUGUCUGUACGAGUGUUGGUGAUCUCGUUUGGUUGUUGUGAGGGGGCUCGGUACUGGCUUGAGGAAACAGGCUGCAAAUAUGACAUGCUGUUGGACCCAGAGCGCAGGAUUUACAAUGCAUUUGGCUUGGGAUCAUCUGUUUACAAGGUUUGGAGCUUCAGCAGCCUGUUUCUCUAUGCUGAAUACAAGGUGUCAAACUGUCAGUUUCUUCAAACUCCUGCAAAUGUUGUAAAUGACAUCUAUCAGUUUGGUGGAGAUUUUGUCUUGGAUGACGAUGGCAAAGUGAUUUACUUUCAUCCCAGCAAGACUCCCGCAGACCGGCCUACAGUGACAGCAUUGCUAACGGCCAUCAGUGAAGCCAGCCCGGGUCACACUUAAGAUUCUGAGGCAUAGGAGGCUGGUGCAACAGAGAAGUAGCCUUGAGCUUGUAUAAAUGAAAACAGUGCUUGAACUCAUGUCUUCAUGAAGAGCUCUGUAUGAUGAGCAUGAACAAGCUAGGGCAAAAUGUUAUUAAUGACUGGUCAUGAAAAAACUUUUCACUACAUUUUUCAUCUUCACUUUUUAUUGAACUGUAAUGCAAGAAAUACCAGAAAAGUCGCUGGAGUGUGACAAGCUUAACUUGCAUCGGCUGACAGACAAGAUUUUUUUCCAUUUGCUUUCCAUUACUAGCAUUUUGACAUGGAAAAAAUGGAAUGCACUGAAGGAAACUGUACAUUGGGUUCAAGUCUUCAUAUGUGUUGUCAGUACUGCUUAUUAAAGUUUUAUGUGACAUCAA